Molecule: messenger RNA, 2430 nt
Organism: Dothidotthia symphoricarpi CBS 119687
Lineage: Eukaryota; Fungi; Ascomycota; Dothideomycetes; Pleosporales; Dothidotthiaceae
Product: spindle pole body interacting protein
Exons: 2
Coding region: 1-2430 (809 amino acids)
Biological process (GO): actin cortical patch localization
Cellular component (GO): plasma membrane
Source: RefSeq, a predicted model, not a curated record
AUGGCUGAAGUCGGCGCCCGGAAGCCCAAUGGACCCCUGUCCACGCAGGUGACUGGCCUGCAGCGCCAGCCCUCGUUUUCCUCUUUCCCGCCCUCGCGCUCGCCCUCGGUGUCUGUCCGCCCUGAUGCGAGGAAGGCGCGCUCUCCACAUCCGCCCGUCGUGCGCGAAGACGACUUCUCGGUGCGCUCGUCCCACAGCUCCUCGCAGUCGCUUGCCCCGCCCCGUGCCAAAGCCGGCCUGAGGCUGCGCUCCCAGUACCCGGACGACGGCAUCGAGAACCAUGUCGAGUACAUCCUGGUCGCUUCGUUCGACAUUGAUCGCGGGUCGAUCAUGGAACAUCAGUAUCCUGCAGCUAUUAGUGGCGACGAGACUACCCUGGCCGAGCUCAUGCUGCCGGACCAGGCCCACUCGCGCGACUCGGACUGGACCAUCUUCUUCUUGCACAAGGAUACGACUGCCGACGAGGAAGAGAGGGAGGCCAGACGAGAGCGCAGACGGAAGCGCAAGCGGGGGAAAGACGGGGCCGACGACAAUGACGACGCCAAAUCUGGUGCCCAAGAGCACGGCGAUGACGAGGGCAGCGUUGACGAGGGCGACGAUACAGAGUCGAGCGAGGAAGAGCAGGACCCAGACGGCCCGCCCUUGAUCUACGUGCUGAAUCUGGUCAACACUAAGAAAGACAACACCAUGAAGAGAGGUGCAAACGUCAAGGCCAUGGCCAUAUGCACACGACACUCGUUCCUGCACAUAUACAAGCCGCUGCUGCUGCUCGCCCUCGAGGAGUACUUCCGAGCCCCGGUUCCUGAAACGCUGGCCUUGCUCUACAACGCCCUCAACGCCAUGGACCUCUCUCUGCUGCCGAAGCUGUCACAACUCGAAGGCUUCGUGCUGGGCGCCUGCGACGCAAAAGACAUGUUCAUCGAGAAGUUCGAGCAGAUGCUCAGACAGCGGAGGGCCAUCGACGCCGCGCGCAACUCCGCCAACUCAACAGACUCUCAGCCGAAACGCAAAGUAUACGCCCUUCCGCGAGAUACACACGAGUUCGAGUCCAAAGUCAACUACAACAACAUUCCAAUCCCCGUCAAGAUCCCAACAGCACUGAGUCCCGAGACAGUCGGCGACUUCUGCCUUGGCGACCUCAUCAAGACCUUCUCCACACCUCAUGCGCAACAACCCCAGCCAUUUGCUCUACAUCCACAUCUCACCACGAACGGCGCCUACACCCAUCCCAUCGUCGUCCUUGUCAACGCUCUCCUCACACAAAAGCGCAUCAUCUUCGUCGGCCACGGUUUGCUGGCAAGUCAAGUAGCGGAAGCCGUGCUCGCAGCAUGCGCUUUGGCGUCUGGCGGCCUGCUACGAGGCUUCGUUCGACACGCCUUCCCCUAUACCGAUCUCACCAAAGUCGAUGACCUGCUUAAAGUGCCAGGCUUCAUUGCCGGCGUCACAAACCCCACAUUCUCACACAAACCAGAAUGGUGGGAUCUCUUGUGUGACCUUCCGACUGGUCGCAUGAAGAUCAGUAACCGUAUUGAGCCAGCCUCGCCCACAGAAGGCUCGCUCUUUUUCCAACAACAAGGCAUUCCUAUGAGUGGGCCUGGCAGCUUGCAAAUGUCUUCCGAUAGUAAAGGUGCGUUGGACUUAACUGGCGACAAUGCCUUUAUGGAAAUCCUCAUCCAAAGCAUUGCCAAUCGUCACGGCGAAAACGCCGUCCGCGCAAAAUGGCGUUCCUGGGUGCUAAAAUUCACUCGCCUCGCCGCUGCCUUUGAAGAGAUGGUCUACGGCGCCUCGGCCCUUUACAUUGGAGCCCACGAAACGGAUGUCGGCGCAUACGGCGUCUCAGGCCAUGGAUACGUCUGGCCGGACGAAAUCUCCAAACUCCGGGAACUGGCUGCAAACGUGCAUCGCAUCGAGGGCUGGCGCAGCACACGUAGCUACUUCAGCUACAUACAAGAUCUGGCGGGGAUCUGGAAACGAAGACCAGUUCGGGGCAUUGACUUGUACCACCAGCACGACAAACUGCGCUGGCUCAAACUUACACACGAUCAAUCCGCCGCCAUCUAUCUCGCACUAGCCCGCUGUGUCGAAGAAGCUGGUGCGCAGUCGUUAAAAACAUCGCCCUCGGAUGCUGACCUCUCGGCGUCGACGUCGCAUCCAUUCACACUCGCGAACGACCCAGAGCGCAGGCCUGGCCCGCAACUCCAGUACGACACUAUCCUGCAGCUUCUUUGUGUCAUUCCAGAGAGCAAUGCAGGGCUUUUUUAUCUUAGUUUGGGGUUGUUUCAUCCAAAGCCGGAGGUUAGGAUAGCGACUGUCAAGCUACUAGAGAGGAUUCAGGAACAUCCCGCUGGACGGUAUUUCUGGGGAAAUCUGGGGAGGUUUGCGAAGCUCGCGUUUUUUAGGGUCAAGAGGGAGGAGGGGCAGGUGAGAUAA